Hyalella azteca is the source of this 1817-nucleotide messenger RNA. It is a transcript of the gene SCCRO, whose product is annotated as DCN1-like protein 1. Gene Ontology annotation, biological process: protein neddylation; positive regulation of ubiquitin-protein transferase activity. Gene Ontology annotation, cellular component: ubiquitin ligase complex. Gene Ontology annotation, molecular function: ubiquitin-like protein binding; cullin family protein binding; ubiquitin conjugating enzyme binding. The transcript is spliced from 5 exons. Bases 80 to 886 code for a protein of 268 amino acids. The record is from RefSeq and is a predicted model, not a curated record. NCBI's taxonomy places the organism in Eukaryota, Metazoa, Arthropoda, Malacostraca, Amphipoda, Hyalellidae.
GUAAUUCAACUCGCGCAUGCGCAGUCGUUGUUUGUGAAUCUUACCCUCGUCGAACAGCUGACCAAAACAACUCUGAACGAUGCACAAGCUAAAGUCAUCACAAAAAGAUAAAGUGAAACAAUUUGUUUCAUUCACACAAGCUGAGGAGAAAACAGCCCUCUAUUGUCUGCUCCAAAAUGACUGGAAGUUGGAACUUGCCAUUGAUAAUUAUUUUCAAAAUCCAGACCACUACUACAGAGAACAAAGGGUCACUGUUGAUAAGAAAAAGUUGGAACAGUUUUAUAGCAGAUAUAAAGAUAGCAGUGACAGUAACAAGAUCUUGGUGAGCGGUGUUACUAGGCUCCUCGAUGAUCUCGAGUUACCUCCUGACUCCAGACUUGUACUCAUCUUAGCAUGGAAGCUCAAAGCCGCAACACAGUGUGAAUUUACUCGAGAUGAAUUUAUAAAUGGUCUCACCGAAAUGGGAUGUGACUCCUUGGAAAAGUUGAAACUGAAACUGCCAGCCCAAGAGAAUGAACUACGAGACAACCUUCGUUUCAAAGACUUUUAUCAGUUUACAUUUGCCUAUGCCAGAAAUCCUGGUCAAAAGGGCCUAGACUUGGACAUGGCUAUUGCAUACUGGAAUAUUUGUUUGAAGGGCAGAUUCAGACUAUUACCAAUGUGGUGCCAGUUUCUAACGGAACACCACAAGCGGUCUAUACCUAAAGACACUUGGAACUUGUUGCUGGAUUUUGCUCUGAUGAUAAAUGAUGACUUGUCUAACUACGACGAGGAGGGCGCUUGGCCUGUGCUGAUUGACGAUUUCGUGGAGUAUGCCCGGCCACUCGUUCAGAAAGGAGGCCAUUGCUCCUCUCAAGGUGGCAUGGACACCUCUUCAGGAGCAUGAGACAUCGUGUAUUUUUAGUAGAUAGGUAUAUUUGACUAUUGUAGUGCUCAAUAAGGUCUUGUUACUAGAAGCCCCAACUCGUCUGUUGACGCGAAUAUUUCGUUCGUACAAUCACGAUAGUUUCGAUUAUUAACGAUGUAGUUCAAUGUGAAUUUCAUUAAAGUGACAAUGGUGCAACUAAUUGCGUCGAUUAUCUUGAGAAGUUCUAAAACGAGACCUUUUCCGUCGGCUUCGUAAGGAUCACUUCUAUGAUGUCCUUGAGCAUUGACAUGCCUCCUGAGAUCAGUGCUUAGCAUCUCGAUAUCCAAUCUUCUAACCGAGUUUUAAAUUUGUUCAGAUGCUUUUCCCGCUGCUAAGUGAUACAACAGACGCUGUUACAGAGCUUAUCUAAAUAUUUUUAUUUGUUAUGAGGAAUAAAUUGGGUCGUCGGUAAUAUUUACGAGCACAAUUAAGUUUUUCCCGUCCUCAAGUAUUAAUUUCUCGAAGUUCUCUGUGUAGGUUUGCAUACAUUUCGAGAAAUGAGUGUUUGCCCCCUAGUGUGCUAACAGUCGUUUACGGAACAGAUCCUCAAUUAGCAACGCGUUUUUGACCUCGCUUCCCAUGUUGAUUUAAUAUUAGUAAAUCCUUUCACAUUUGAGGAAGACAGAACGCAGUCCACCUCCAUGCCAAGAAAGUUGAACAAACUUCUGGUUCCUGGGAGUUAACAUGACGAUUCUUGUUCUUAAGGUCUGUGUAAAUAAUGUUUUUUAUUUAGAUCUCUUUUCCAAGUGCAAGCAAAAUGUGGUAAAGUAGCAUUUCAUUUCUUGGACAUUUUCCUAGAAUGAUCUUUUUGCUCCAAAUUCAAAUUAUAAGAAAUAGUCUACGACGAAGUUUCAUUGGAAGUAGAUUGUUUAACAUACUACAUCCUCUCCAUUUGUAAACUUGCUUCAAC